This is a messenger RNA of Hermetia illucens (black soldier fly), 2356 nucleotides long. RefSeq lists its product as uncharacterized. Gene Ontology annotation, cellular component: nucleus; transcription regulator complex. Gene Ontology annotation, biological process: regulation of transcription by RNA polymerase II. Gene Ontology annotation, molecular function: DNA binding. The transcript has 2 exons. Bases 356 to 1177 code for a protein of 273 amino acids. Lineage: Eukaryota; Metazoa; Arthropoda; Insecta; Diptera; Stratiomyidae. The record is from RefSeq and is a predicted model, not a curated record.
UUUUCGUUAACUGGGAGUUGAAUUUAUGUAACACGAGCGUCAUCGAACGACACACAACAUCCAUCACUCGGGGGCCGGUCGCUCCGCGGAGUCGGGCAGAAUGUGUGCGAGCGACGCUUCGGCCGUGCCUGCGAUACUGCAAGCCCCCGCCAGGCUGGUAUCUGGCGUAGCUUUGGCUCCGUUCUGUCAGAGUACGCCUAGUAGCUGUCACGGGCAGAUAAUCGCGGAAAAGUCGCGCGACUUUCUUCCUAUUCCCAGCGACUUCGUCUAGUAUUAACGGAUCGUAAACGGACCCUUUGUGAACCGCUCGUCGGCGAUUUGAAUAAGUUCCCGCGCAAUUCCGCGACGUCUAGUUAUGAGAAUAGACGAGGCGAAGCUCAUCGAGGAAGUCAAGAAACGGCGUCCUUUGUGGGACCCGCGCUUGAAGUCGUAUCAGAGCCGCGAAUUGAAAUGGAAAUUAUGGAAUGAAGUGGCUGAAAGUCUGGAUAUCAGCAGAGACGCAGCUCAAAAAAAGUUUAAAAAUAUGAAAGAUAUAUUCCGUCGAGAGCUAAAACGCAAUGCCGCUAAGGCUAAACAGAGAGCAGAUUCUAUCAAUUCAACCAACUCUGAAAUGGACUCAGCAAGUUCAACUAGCUCCAAAUGGCGUCUAUUUGACGAUAUGGUUUUCCUUAAGGAUUGUUUAGACGUUCGAUCGCCACGAGUCCAAAAAGUUCCAAUCGAGGAAAGCAGCACCGAUUUGGAUAACUUCGAUUCAGAACUGUCCGAUUCAUUGACAGAUUCAUUCGCAACACUUGAUGAUAUAAACAAUGAUUUAUUCUCAGCACAAAACCAAACGACCGUGCCCAUUUUAAACUACCCACCGAAAAGGAAGUCGUCCAUGCAUUCAACCCCUGAAUGUAAAAAAUUCAAAUCAAUUGAUUUAGAAAGCUUAGCGCAAAUUUUGAAUGCAGAGACGGAGAAGAACUAUCAAGAUGACGACUAUAGUUUCCUGAUUAGUUUUUAUCCGUAUAUUAAAAGAAUGCCUGAAUUAUCAAAACUCCAAUUUAGAGUAAGAAUGCAAGAGUUGUUAUAUAAUACAAUGGCCGAAAUUGAAGCGGCUAAUUCUUUAAAUAAUGCGUUGCAAGUUCAGAUUUCAUACGCUAGUCCUGGAGACGUUAGUGAUAAGACAAUAAACUAAGUAAUAAGAUACAUUUAAUACUUAAUUACAGUUGGUUCGAACAAAGUCUAGGUUCAAAUUGUAGUUUGGUAUUGUCACAAAAGAAGAAAGUCAUGGAAAGUGGAAAAAUAGAUGCAGCAGAUUUUCUCAUGCAAGAGGCUAAUUCAAAAAAUCUCACAGGAUCUUGCAAAAAUCAAGGUUUUUGCAUGGUUCAUUUACAGUAAUUUGAAACGUUUGGAAGUGAGGUAAAUUAUCGCAAGGUUGAGCACAUCAUCUAGCUCUGCUGUCAUUCAUUUAUGGCCCUUGUUUAGAGAACGGGUCUACAUCUCGGUCUAAUGCAAUUGCAAUUAUUCUACGAUAGCGCAGUAUUUGAAUAAAUGAAGUAUAAGUAGUCGUCUUAGGUGCCUUGUAUAUAUUACAUACAAUGAAGAGAAAGCACGUCUGUGAAAAAUGCUAAGAUCACAUUCUACAGUUGCCAUAUAAUCACAAAAGACUUAAUAAUAUUUGAAUAGCUUUAUUUUUAUCUAACGAAAACGGUCAAACUGUAAUUCAGAUUUUUGAAUACGAAAUAACGUAAUGUUUUAAAAUUUACUGUAUUUUUGAGAUUCAUCCAUGUAGGACUUGACUGAAAGAUGAUGCAAAAUAUAUUUCGAUUCAAGCCUUUGUGAAUCAGGGUAUUUGUAUUUUACCAACGCGAACAUUCACAAACUUUAUAAACUAAAAACUAGGAUAUCUUUCUAUAUAUGCAUCGAGAUUAUUUUGCUUUAAGAAUGAAGAUCUUGAUAUUACAAGUAUUGCAUUUACAUUUUUAUAGUUGUUAGGUUAUCGAAUCACUUAUUUAUGUGUGGAAAAUCGAAUUGAAUCACAUAAUGAUUAUCCCUCAACCAAUUUUCCGUCAUUUACUGUUCCCGGCACUUAUUGAAGGCUUUUCCAGUUGCUGUGAUUGAUAAACGAAUCUUUAUCGAUAUAAAAAAUGAAAUGGUUCAUUGAGGGAUAAUUGAAAAAGUAGCAGUUGCUUAUUGGGGUUUCAGGAGAAACUUCUACUUUUGAGCUUAUAUUGUAAUUUGCCUAUGCAUUUACCAUUUUCCUUCAUUGUAUACGUUAGGUUAUAGAAGCCCAUUUUAUUAGUAAGUAGAGUUAAGUUGACUUUAUAUAUUCCCUAGUCAAGCUCAACAAUAAAAAUGCUUUCUAUUUCAGAAA